Messenger RNA from Odocoileus virginianus texanus, 3539 nucleotides. RefSeq names its product biogenesis of lysosomal organelles complex 1 subunit 6 (gene BLOC1S6). Gene Ontology annotation, biological process: intracellular transport. The record is from RefSeq and is a predicted model, not a curated record. NCBI's taxonomy places the organism in Eukaryota, Metazoa, Chordata, Mammalia, Artiodactyla, Cervidae. Gene Ontology annotation, cellular component: BLOC-1 complex; transport vesicle.
CGUCGCUUCUGUCCGGGUGGGCUCUGGACGCAUUCGGUGCUUCCUCACUGCGUCUGGCAGUCUGUGCAACUGCCCCUUCCCUGUUCCCAGCGGGAGGGACAUGAGUGUCCCUGGGCCGCCUUCCCCGGACGGGGUCCUGGCAGGGCCACCCGAAGGCCUGGAGGCCGGGGACCUGACGCCGGGUUUAAGUGACACUUCUCCAGAUGAAGGGUUAAUAGAGGACUUGACCAUAGAAGACAAAGCUGUGGAACAGCUGGCAGAAGGCUUGCUUUCUCACUACUUGCCAGAUCUGCAGAGAUCAAAACAAGCUCUCCAGGAACUCACACAGAACCAAGUUGUAUUAUUAGACACAUUGGAACAAGAAAUUUCAAAAUUUAAAGAAUGCCAUUCUAUGUUGGACAUUAAUGCUUUGUUCACUGAAGCUAAACACUAUCAUGCCAAGUUGGUGAAUAUAAGAAAAGAGAUGUUGAUGCUUCAUGAAAAGACAUCAAAGUUGAAAAAAAGAGCACUUAAACUGCAGCAGAAGAGACAAAAAGAAGAGUUGGAAAGGGAGCAGCAACGAGAGAAGGAAUUUGAAAGAGAAAAGCAGUUAACUGCCAAACCAGCUAAAAGGACGUGAGCAGUCAGAUGUUUGUAUCCUUCCUUUUCCUGUUCAUGUUCUGGAUUUAAGAUGAUCUGGUGUAGACUUAAUGUUAAGGUAGUGCCUUAUACCACUAUGUUCUGUUUUGAAAUCCUUUUCCAGGAGUGCUGUCUAUGUCUCUUCAUUUCAGCCAUACAAGAAGCUUUUUUUCUAAGUAGAAGACAUUGUCACCUGGUUUGGAUAUUUGUAUAAUUUUUCAACUUUGUUUUGCUUAAUUUUUAAAUUCAUUAUUUUGGCCUUAGGUCAUUUAUAAACUGAAAAAUAGUUUGAUUGUUUUAAUAGGCUAGACUCUUUAAGUGGUUAAAAUUUAUUAUGCAUUGUUUAGCUUCUUAAAAACUGUGGAUUUGAAAGUUUCAGUUUCUUAUUUUAUGAAAUGAUUUGCCUUUCUGACAAUACAAUACUAGGUUUUGGCAGUUGCCUUUUCAUUGUUUGGUUAAGAAAUGCCAACUGUUUAAUCACAUAUGCCACUGGAAAAGAGGUGGUAUAAGCCUUUGUGAAGAAUGUGAUAGAGAAGUAUGUACACGGGAAAUAUUAGCAUCUUAGACAUAGGAUGGGUGAACAAGAGGUUCCACUGACCAUAGACUUUUAGCUGCUUCCUAGCUUUGUUGUUGCUGUUUAGUUCUUAUGCAGUUCUUAGGUUCAAAGUAGAUUAUAUCUAUUCCUAAAGUUGGGUGAGGGUGGUGUAGCUUGCACACAAAUGCACUUAAAUAUUCAUAAUUUUUAGUCAUCACACUCUGUGAGAUACAGUUGUGAAGUUGAUAAGAUAAUGAACUUGACUUCCCAAGUGGAAAGUGUUGCUAUUUCCAGCUAGCCUCUGAUUUGCUGUGUGGCCUUAUGUGUGGUUACUUUUCUGUGCUUUUAAAAAAAAUUCUUGAAGUAGAGUUAUACAUGGCAACUAUCCAUUUUACAGAUAAUGACAAAAAUGGUAGAAAACUAGUAAACAGCUUCUUCACAAAGGUGGCAGCAUGAUUCCCUUAGUGUUUUCUAGAUUCCCGCCCCCCCCCCGCCCAGUAUUAAAUGUAAAAAUUUAUCAUGUGAGGGAAAUAUUAUGAAGUUUCAUUAUUUUAAAUUGAGAGUGUAUUAUUCACUGUUUUAAUAUUAUUUAAUAUCCAGCCUGAUGUCCAGUCUGUUACACAGAGGCUGUACAGAGUAGGUUAGGUUACAGAUUAUGGUUAGAAUGUUUGUCUCUCAUAAACUACAUUACAUUUGGUGAGCUGGAAGCACUACCUCUGAUCACAUCCCAGGCUGGGGAAGGCAUUUAGAUUUAUGUUGAGUGCUAAGAACAAGUCUGUUUAAAGAUUUUUAAAAUUUGUUUGAGCUUUUUCCUUUAGUGAGUGAAUUAUGAUCUCACAGUUCACUUGACUUUGACCUUAUGUGUAAGAGUAGAAAUAUAUUUUAUUUUUAAAGGCUGUGUGUUACCCUCAAAACACUAGUUAAUACUACUGGGGUGGCAGGAUCACGAGGGGUGGCAGGAUCAUGAGUACUGGCAGGACAGCGUCACCUAAACUGCUGAAUGUACUCAUUCACAACCUGACAAAAUCUGUGCAUUGUUUCUUAAGAGUGGUUUGUGGUCCAACUGCAAAGAUCAUUUGAAAUGCUGGUUCUUGGACACCACUCUCAAACUACUGAAGCAAAUCUGUUUUUCUUUUCUUUUUUCCUGUUUUUUUAAAAAAGUUUUGUCAAGUGACUCAGAUGUACUUUAUAAGUUGAGAACCACUGGUCUGGUGAUCCAAGUCAGAGUCUUCCACUCUAGGCUGCAUAUUAUCACCUGGAAACUAAAAAAUGUUUCUGAAAGAUUUUUACUCAUUAGUUCUUAGAUAGGGCCCAUGCACAUUUUAAGGACCCUCCUAGAUAUAAGUCUGAUUCAAGGACUGAUUCAAAUCACUGGUUGAGACUUUGUAGUGAUUUAGAUUUAUAAGGAAUAAAAUAAUGUGAAAGCUACCCAGUAACUCUUGGGAUUAAUCUUAUGCAUAAAUUCUUAAACUACUGCUUUUGAUACAAAGUCAGAUUUAAGACUGAAAUAAAUAGUCAGGAAAUAGGUUUAGAAUUCUGGUAAAUUGAAUUUUUGUGAUCUAUUUUAAAACAGAUCAUGUUUAUUGAAUGAAUGGCAAGGUACAUGUAUUUUUAGAAAUGUAUUUACAUUUUGAAGAUUUCUUAAAAUGUGGAGAAUACGUAUUGGCAUCCACCAUUUUUGAGGCUUCCCAGGUGAUGCAGCAGUAAAGAAUCUGCUUGCCAGUGCAGGAGACUUUUGUAAGAGACUCGGGUUUGAUCCCUGGUUUGGGAAGAUUCCCUGGAAAAGGAAAUGGCAACUCACUCUGGUAUUUUUGCUUGGAAAAUUCCAUGGACAGAGGAGCCUGGUGAGUCCCAGUCCAUGGGGUUUUAAAGAGUCUGACACUACUGAGCGACUGAGCACACACCACUAUUUUUAGGUCAUUUGUAAAACAGAAGUACUGUUAACCUUGGUAAUUAAAAUCUAAAACUUUAGCUGUAUUUCAGUAGCAUACACACAUAUCUUGCUGACUAAAACUGAGCAGAACCCUUAAAUUAGUGUUGCUGUUUUUUGUACAAAAUAAUGAAUUGGUACUUGAGUUGAAAAAAAUUGACUUUGGUAUUUUGUUUGAAAAAAACUGCCUUUGUUUUGAUUAUGUUUGUGUAUGUUUCAGUAUGUAUAUCACAUACGUACUAAAGUGAUGGGAAUUAAUUUUGUAUUUACCUUGCAGGAAAUAUCAUGUAAAUAUGCAGACGUUGAAUGUAGUAUGGAUUGUGUCCGCAGUGAGCUUUUUGGUGGGUACAGUUUAUACAUGCCAAUUAUAUACCCUCAUAUACUUGUCUGAUUUUGAGCUUGUAAAAAUGAGAAUUCGUUUUUACACAUUUAAUAAAGAAAAAAAAGGUCUGUGAA